Xyrauchen texanus (razorback sucker) is the source of this 4424-nucleotide messenger RNA. RefSeq names its product protein kinase, cAMP-dependent, regulatory, type I, alpha (tissue specific extinguisher 1) b (gene prkar1ab). Gene Ontology annotation, biological process: regulation of protein phosphorylation. Gene Ontology annotation, cellular component: cAMP-dependent protein kinase complex. Gene Ontology annotation, molecular function: cAMP-dependent protein kinase regulator activity. NCBI's taxonomy places the organism in Eukaryota, Metazoa, Chordata, Actinopteri, Cypriniformes, Catostomidae. Bases 204 to 1367 code for a protein of 387 amino acids. The record is from RefSeq and is a predicted model, not a curated record. The transcript has 11 exons.
CCCGUUUCCGGUGGGCAGACGUUCAAGCGCGUGUGCAGAAUAAAUAGAGUAGCUGUGCCUGAAUGUCGGAAUAAAGGAAUAUCACACAUACAUACAUACACACACAUACACACACACACACACAUACACACACACACACACACACACACACACACCGAGUCGCGUUUUACAGGCUCGGUCAAAGGUCAGAUCUAGCAUUUACCAUGGCAUCAGACAGUGCGAGCAGUGAGGAGGAGAUGAGUCUGUUUGAAUGUGAGUUAUAUGUGCAGAAACACAACAUCCAGCAGCUGCUGAAGGACUGCAUCGUCCAGCUGUGCACUUCACGGCCAGACAGACCCAUGGCCUUCCUCAGAGAAUACUUUGAGAGACUUGAAAAGGAGGAAACUAAACUCCUGAACCAGCAGAAAGGCAGCUCUCGCUCAGACUCUCGUGAAGAUGAGGUGUCUCCUCCCAUGAAUCCUGUGGUGAAGGGUCGCAGGCGGAGAGGGGCCAUCAGUGCUGAGGUCUACACUGAGGAAGAUGCCGCCUCCUACGUUAGGAAGGUUAUCCCGAAAGACUACAAAACCAUGGCUGCACUUGCCAAAGCUAUUGAAAAGAAUGUGCUCUUCUCACAUUUGGAUGACAAUGAGAGAAGCGACAUAUUUGAUGCAAUGUUCCCAGUCACCUACAUUGCUGGAGAGAUUGUCAUCCAACAAGGUGAUGAGGGUGAUAACUUCUAUGUCAUCGACCAUGGCGAAAUGGAUGUCCAGUGGUGUUUAAUAUCUUCACAGGUGUAUGUUAACAGUGAGUGGGUGACCAGCAUUGGAGAGGGGGGCAGCUUUGGAGAGCUGGCUCUAAUCUACGGCACCCCCAGAGCCGCCACUGUCAGAGCCAAGGCCAAUGUCAAGCUCUGGGGCAUUGACAGAGACAGCUACAGGAGAAUACUAAUGGGAAGCACUUUGAGAAAGAGGAAGAUGUAUGAGGAGUUCCUGAGCAAAGUAUCUAUUCUAGAGUCCCUGGAUAAGUGGGAGCGUUUGACUGUGGCUGAUGCACUGGAGCCGGUUCAGUUUGAGGACAGUCAGAAAAUUGUGGUGCAAGGAGAACCAGGGGAUGAGUUCUUCAUCAUCCUGGAGGGAUGUGCAGCUGUUCUGCAGCGUAGGUCAGAGAAUGAGGAGUUUGUAGAGGUCGGCCGGUUAGGACCAUCAGACUACUUUGGUGAAAUUGCUCUGCUGAUGAACCGACCCCGUGCAGCCACUGUGGUGGCCCGCGGCCCUCUGAAGUGCGUCAAGUUGGACAGGCCACGUUUCGAGCGGGUGCUGGGGCCGUGCUCGGACAUCCUCAAACGCAACAUCCAGCAGUACAACAGCUUCGUCUCGCUCUCCGUCUGAAACUCCCCACCCCUCAAAACCUUCACCGCAGGGUCCACCGACACCAUUUAGCUCUUCAUCAUUGUUUUAAGUGUUUACAGGCUCAUUACUUUCACAUGCUUCAUUAAGUGCUUCCCAUGUGACUGUGACAUCAGUCUAAAGCUUUAACAGCCGGUUUCAUUGUCAGACAUUUAGAGGCAAAUGAAAGGACAAUCAAAUGUACUUUCCUCCAAUCAAAUCCCAGCCUUUAUUCUAGAGUGUUUUUAUCUAACUCCAAGCAGUAAACAAAAAAACAAUAGAAUAAAAAAUAUAUUUAUAAUGGAGUUAUUCUAAAACUUGAAACAAGUUAUAAAUUCCUUUACCCUCACAGUGCUCAAGUUAGUUUUUUUUAAAGACUAGUUUUAUAAAAAGAUGAACUGCCUACAUAUGUAUAAAUACAGUAAGCUAGAAGAGUGAUUCUGCUCAUUCAAGCCUUACUGCAUAAUUUCCCCUUUGCUAACCUAAUCAAAGUUAUACAGUCUAAUGGAGAAAAAACGGUCACAACUUACGAAGUAUAGUAACUAUAUGCUAUUUUAUUGUCACAUUUGUUAUUAUCAUUCCAGCACAUGCUCUUGCUUUUUGUGUUCAGUUGCGUAUAUCGGUUGUCAGGCCAUUGCCACGCAGUAUCUAUAUAUUUAGGUUUUACUGUAAGUGAAGCUGGCUCAUCGAUUUUUAACGCUAGUGCCAAACGUUGCACAGCCUCACGACUUGACUUGAAUUUAGCUUCUAACAGUGAACAGUGCAGCACAGCUGACACACUGACGAUAUUUGAUUUAUUACAGUUGCAUGUGCGAUCUCUGAUAACGACUCGUUUGCAAUCCGAAUGUUUCAGUAUUUAUUUACCUAUAUGUCAUUAUAUGCUGAGAAAUACUUUUUUUUUUUUUUUUUCACUUUUAAUACGCUUAUUUUUCCACAAAUUAUAUGUUGAGGUGCACAGUGGCAUAUUUAGACACAUGUCGUAUUUUCACAUUAACGUUGUUUUCUCUUGUAAGUGUUUCAAUGGCUAUUUCUGAAGAGGCUUGUAGCGGUUUUAAUGCUUAAAUAAAACGAGACUGAAACUAUUCAAAAAUUAGGUUUUAGUGUAAAUACAGAGGUGUCGGUUUUCUUAAGCUACUGUUUGAAUAAAAUGGGCCUCAUUCAUGUUUUAUUCAGUUGAAUGCGACAAAGUACAGUGCGUAAGAAUGGCUUUAUGAUGAACUAUCUGCACAGAAAUGAGUUCGGCCUGUGUUUUAUGAAUGAGGCCCGGAGUCUUUAAGAUUUUUUUUUUAUUAUUGAAACUGUUCAAACAGGUUUUCGAGUCGGAAAGAACAUGGACAGUAUGAUGUUUACGUUCUCAGUUUUUUCUGUAGGCAGUCCCGAGUGAUUUCAAAGUAAUCACUGAUUCUCUUUAUUUACUCAUUUUUAGUUAUUGAUACAUUUAAAGAAAGAUUUUGUUUAAGCAUUUUUAACUCUCUUGCUGCUCUUCAUAACAUUUCUCAACUUGACACUUUUGAUUUCCCCUUAAACAAUUGGCCCAGACUUACUCAAACCCCCAUCUUCAUGGCAGUGAUGCUUGUUGUAUUUUAUAUCUGUGUGAAUGACAGACUGCUGAAUGAGUGUGUAUGUUAAACAGGUGAAUAGAGCUUGCCUUAGCUUCUGUUAUCAAGGGUUGGAUGUUCCUUCUAACCCAAAUGUAUCCGCUAGUUCUGUGACCUGCAGUCUUAUGAGCUGUUGAUAUGUUGCGGACCACUGAUGUUUUUUUGUUCAAUGUUAUCCAAAUGUGUAGUUUCUGCGCAGAUAAUAAUCCUUUUGGUAUAGAUCAUUCCAAAUGGCAGUUUAAGCAAUAAAAAGGUUGUAUUGUUGAACCAUCAACUGAAGUGGUAUACUUUAUUACCAUGUUCUUAUGUUUGUGGUUAGAUGUACUGUUAGAUGUACUGAUCUACUGUAAUUGAGACACAAGAGGGCAGUGUUCAACCAAGAGAGAAAACUCUGGGGCUUCAGUAUGUUCAGAAUAGAAUACUUGCUUGCUACUUACUGCAUACUGCACAGUAUGCACUGUAUACUGCCUACUACUUUUUAAAAAUAGUAAGUGACAUUUCAAACGGAAGUCUGCUGGACAUGAGGUCACAACAACACAUCCUGUUAUCGUUUUGGAAAUAAAAAAAUAUUUUAGCAUUUUUAAUUAAAUGAUGUGUAAAUAUGUCUAUACUUUCGGCAAUCUAAAAACAAAAAUGAGUCAAAAUAGAGAUUACGACUGUGGUAUUUACAGUUCAUUCGUCAUACUGGAAAUGUAAGGUCAAAUCAAGUGCAUUUCAUUUUGGCAUACAAUUAUAAAUUGUACAUUUUGGCAAAUGUAGUGGGGCAACCGGGUGUUCUAUUAAUACAGAAAAUGUGUGUUUGCUUACUAUAUACUGCAAGUGAUAGUUCACUUAAAAAUGAAAAUGCUCUCAUCAUUUGCCCUCAUGUCAUCCCAGAUGUUUAUAAAUGUAUUUAAUCCUGCAGAACACAAAGAUUUUUAGAAAAAUAUAUCAGCUAUAUAAUUCCUUAAAAUGAAAUUGAAUGGUGACCAGAACUUUGAAGGUCCAAAAAGCAUAUAAAGGCAGCAUAAAAGUAAUCCAUAUGACUCCGGUGGUUUAAUCAAUGUCUUCAGAAGUGAUAUGAUAGAUGUGGGUUAGAAACAGAUCAAUAUUUAAGUACUUUUUUUUUUUUUUUUACUAUAAAGCUCCCCUUUCACAUUCUUUUGUUUUUGGUGAUUUGCGUUCUUCAUGCAUAUCGCCACCUACUCAGCUGGGAGAAUUUAUAGUAAUUAAAAAAAACUUAUAUAUUUAUAUAUAAAAAUAUUUAUUUUGUUUCUUACCCAUACCUAUGAAAUGCGACACACUCAAAGUGAGAUGCUCAAAAAGCAUCCGUCUGACGUAUGUGUUCAUAGACCCAGAAUUAAAAAAAAAAACCCAGAUGGAAUUAGACCAAUAUUAGGGUUAUUUUCAAUGAUAUAGAAAUAAAACUAUAUUUACAUUUUUAAAGACACUUUUUGUAUGGUCUUAAUGCUUUACUUGUCUG